CUCCUCUCGCUCCCCACGCCCGUCUUCCAGGUCCAAGCCGGCAAGCUGCGCCGCCACAGCGAGCAGCGCUAGACGCCGCGACAGACACAUCCCGGCCGCGCGAGAGGUCCGACGGGCUACGGCCACCGGGCCACGGACAAGAUGAUGCCCUCGAGCCAGCCCGAUUUUUCGCCCUCGCAGUUCACCUCCUCCCAGAAUGCCGCCGCCGACUCCACCACCCCUUCCAAGAUGCGGGGCGCAUCAAGCACUAUGCCGCUCACCGUCAAGCAGAUCGCCGACGCGCAGCAAUCUGGCACUGGCGAGAAGGGCGCUCCCUUCGUCGUCGAUGGCGUAGAGACGGCUAAUAUUCGACUUGUGGGGAUGGUCAAUGGCAAGGCAGAGCGGACGACAGAUGUGUCAUUCACGCUCGACGACGGCACUGGUCGCCUCGAUUUCAUUAGAUGGGUGAAUGAUGUUUCAGAUUCUUCUGAAACUGCUGCUAUUCAGAAUGGUAUGUAUGUCUCGGUGAUUGGUAGUCUCAAGGGACUUCAAGAGAGGAAGCGCGCUACUGCUUUCUCAAUCAGGCCUAUAACUGAUUUCAAUGAGGUUACGCUGCAUUUCAUUCAAUGUGUUCGGAUGCAUAUAGAGAACACUAAAUUAAAGGUUGGCAGUCCUGCACGAACCAGUUCUUCUAUGGGAGCAUCAGCCUCAAAUGUAUUCAGUGAAUCAAGCACGCCAACAUCUUUGAAAUCUAAUCCAGCACCGGUGACCAGUGGUGCAAGUGGAUCCAACGAGACUGAUUUAAACACGCAGGUGCUGAAUAUUUUCCGUGAACCAGCGAACAUUGAGAGUGAGCAUGGGGUGCACAUUGAUGAAAUAAUCAAGCGGUUCAAAUUGCCUGAGAAUAAGAUAAGGGAGGCAAUUGUUUAUAAUGUGGAUGUUGGGCAUAUUUACUCAACAAUCGAUGAUUUUCACUACAAGUCAGCUUACACUGACUGAAGUUGUAUCCAAAAUCAAGCAUAUUUACGUGGCAUCUUAGAGGAUUAUCUAUCGUUUGAGAGACCUGAUUCCACCUCCUUGUACUGACCAACUCAAGAAGAAGGAUGGUAUCGACUAUCGAGGAAGGCUGUUUGAUGAUAUUAAACCUCUCUAAGAUGAUCCUAUGUGUAUGGGUUAUGGAAAUGUACUGCUGUUGUGUCAAUUGGUUGAUUUGUAUCAUCUGAUGAAGUUGUGACAGUGACGAUUAGUAACCCUUCGGCUCGGGGUGGUAGGUGUUUAUUAUGCUGCUUUUUUAA
Molecule: messenger RNA, 1274 nt
Organism: Panicum hallii
Lineage: Eukaryota; Viridiplantae; Streptophyta; Magnoliopsida; Poales; Poaceae
Product: replication protein A 32 kDa subunit A-like
Exons: 10
Coding region: 142-978 (278 amino acids)
Biological process (GO): DNA replication; double-strand break repair via homologous recombination; nucleotide-excision repair
Cellular component (GO): site of double-strand break; chromosome, telomeric region; DNA replication factor A complex
Molecular function (GO): DNA binding
Source: RefSeq, a predicted model, not a curated record